GUCGUCUUGCCUUUGGCGCAGCUUUAUACCCAGCAGCAGAAGCACGACUUGGCUGUUGAGGUUCUUGCGAAAUUGCCUCUCAGCAGUCGCACGCAACCAACAACAGUUGAGGCCAUCGUGAACCUCCACCAGAGGCAAAAGAGUCCUGACAAGGCCGUCGCCUGCCUCAGGGAGGCCAUCAAGUACUGGUCUUCACAGGAAGAGGAGUCAGAAACUUUGGCUCAGGUGGUUCGAAUAGCUGCAAGGCUGGCCAUGCAGCUGAAGGACAGAGCGUUCGCAGCCGAGGCGACGUGCUCCGAUGAUGGAGGUCUGGCACAAUCGCUGCGAAGUCCUGAACUGAGGGUGCACAAGCAGGCCAGCGACACUGCGAGAUCGCCGGCGAGGCAGGAGAAAGCGCUGCAGAUGGGUUUCCCAGACACAGAAAGCCCUUCCAGAGUGGGCCUGUGA
Molecule: messenger RNA, 447 nt
Organism: Symbiodinium necroappetens
Lineage: Eukaryota; Dinophyceae; Suessiales; Symbiodiniaceae
Source: the annotation of a GenBank genome assembly